UUGUGGCUCGGGCUCGCGCUAACGGCUGAUUCAUCGGCUUUAUUCAGGGAUCGUAAUAGUUUUGGGAUGAAUCUAAAAAGACCAUCGGAGCUCUACAAACACCUAAGAGUUUCCAAGAGACAUAUCCUGGGAAAAUCCCAUGAUGACGUCGUUACAUCACUCCCAAAAGACAAUGAUGCCCCAGAGCUAGAGUCACGACUUCAAUUCCAUAAACAAUUUAUGAUCGGAGCGCAAAAUAACAGAGUAGGGUUAGGAUCAAGUAGGAAAGUCCAAGAUACGGAUAUAUUAAAGUCUUUUAUUCGGCAAGACGAGAACGAUAAAUACAAGAUCCAUGCAAUGAGUUUAGAAAUGCAGAACGAGUGGUUAGACAUGGGAGAUUUUUGCAUUCCACUAGCACUAAAAUGGCGCACCCUAAUUCAUGACUGGUCGCCAGCCUUGCUAAAAUUUUAUCUCAAUGCGUUCCAGAUGACUCUCCCAGAUCAGAGUAAUUUAGUAAGAUGGGGUAAAGGUACCGAAAAAACUUGCUAUAUCUGCGGAAAGGCAGUUGGAACUGCCAAGCAUUUGCUGGUGGGAUGUAAGGUUCUCCUGGACAGUGGUCAAUACUCGCGUCGUCACGAUAGGGUUUUAGAGAUCAUACGUUUUGUGAGAGAGGGCACCAGGGCUAUAAAAUCAAGCGUCAAGCCUUACUCUAUCCUUAAAGCGGCUUCGGAUUGGACUAUCAUGAUGGAUACGUAUGAGAAAUAA
Molecule: messenger RNA, 744 nt
Organism: Danaus chrysippus (African queen)
Lineage: Eukaryota; Metazoa; Arthropoda; Insecta; Lepidoptera; Nymphalidae
Source: the annotation of a GenBank genome assembly